AUGGCUACGCAGCUUAAAGAACACAUCGCCGAGUCGCUACUCAAGCGCGCUCACUCUCCCGGCACUGCAAACACGAUAUUCAAGGAGAAAGUAAAGCAACGACCACUGCUCCUCAGGCCAACGUCACCAGAUCCCACUGCAAACGCGCGGUCGAAGCGUCAGUACGAGAGGCUACAGAAGGCGGAGAAAGCUCGCAAGUCAAAUAAGCCGAAGCCUCUGUCGGCGAAGCAGAAGCGUGCAUUGUGCGUCUACGAGAUCCCCAAGAAGCAGCGAAAGUAUGCGAUCUACGAGCCUCUGCAUCGUAUGUGGUGCGAGUACAUGCGCGACAUACUCGGCUUGAAGGAAAGCACACGAGCUUUCGUGGAUGCGAACUCAGCUGGGCCGUUACUGGUCAGCGCAGACUAUCAUGGCGCACUGGUCGAGGUCGUGCGAAGCAGAUGUGACAGCAGGGUUGGUAGGAGAGGUAUCGUGGUCAAGGACACGAAGUUUACGUUCGAGGUCGUGACGCAGCAGGACGAAUUGAAGAUCCUGCCGAAGGAGCACUCGAUCUUCAGGUUUGAGAUACCGUUUGAGGAUGCUGCGGAAGGUGCGGUACAGCCUAGGCCGCUGGUGUUCGAAAUCCAUGGCAGUCAAUUCGAGAACAGGGCGCCGGAUCGAGCGAAUAAGAAGGUGAAAGCACACUUCAGCCCUGAUUUAUAUCUCGGCUUGCUUCAAACUCGAGAAUGCGAUGGCGAGGUUUCGAUCGGGAUGGAUCAGGCCCCGAUCGAGUUCUGA
Messenger RNA from Recurvomyces mirabilis, 774 nucleotides. RefSeq lists its product as uncharacterized. The coding region runs from base 1 to 774 and encodes 257 amino acids. The record is from RefSeq and is a predicted model, not a curated record. Gene Ontology annotation, cellular component: ribonuclease P complex; ribonuclease MRP complex. Gene Ontology annotation, biological process: rRNA processing; tRNA 5'-leader removal. Gene Ontology annotation, molecular function: ribonuclease P RNA binding. The transcript has 2 exons. NCBI's taxonomy places the organism in Eukaryota, Fungi, Ascomycota, Dothideomycetes, Mycosphaerellales, Teratosphaeriaceae.